Athene cunicularia (burrowing owl) is the source of this 2435-nucleotide messenger RNA. RefSeq names its product ghrelin and obestatin prepropeptide (gene GHRL). The coding region runs from base 1466 to 1855 and encodes 129 amino acids. Gene Ontology annotation, biological process: positive regulation of growth hormone secretion; gastric acid secretion; regulation of response to food. The transcript is spliced from 4 exons. Gene Ontology annotation, cellular component: extracellular region. The record is from RefSeq and is a predicted model, not a curated record. NCBI's taxonomy places the organism in Eukaryota, Metazoa, Chordata, Aves, Strigiformes, Strigidae. Gene Ontology annotation, molecular function: growth hormone-releasing hormone activity; ghrelin receptor binding.
CAGUUAGUAGCUUCCCCAGUUUUACCAAUUCAGCUGACGCCAAGCACAUUUCAGACGGGUUUUUUUCUUUCAAUAUUUGGAUAAUUUCACAAUCUGAUUUACAGCGUGAGUGCACAAUAUUUGAAAUAAUCAACCAGGAAGCCACAACAUGAGACACAGACAAAGAAAAGCUCUUAAAUCAUGUUUGCGGAACAAAACAAAAUGGAAUUGUGUCCCCAAAUAAAAGUUCUCCAGCUCCGCAGAUGUCCUAAAAGAUGCAGAGUCUUACUUGGCCAGAGGACAGUUACGGUGGUUAUAAAUGGCUCCACGUGACAUUUUCUCCAACAGAAACCUGAUUUCACGACAUUCCUCCUCAUUUCCCCCCUUUGCACGUUUCCCCACGCCUUCCUCCAUCCUAGUGCCGGAGCUUCGGGGGGCUGCAGUGCAAAAUGGAUCCUACAAAUUACCCACGUAAAGUCAAAUAGAAGCAACGGCAGCUGCAAAUCUGUCAUCCUUCAUCACAUAUUCCUUCUUUUCUCCUACUCUUUCUCAAGUAAAAAAUAAAUUCCCAAUUUCUCCUCACGGGAUCUCUCUAGACCCUCAGCCACUGCUACUGAUCUUCACCAGAGAUUUAAAGAUUUGUUAAUACUCAGUUUCUAUAGUAAUGAAAUCAAAGUUUCCUAGGUAUCGUUUUCAGCUUCAGUCUUCCAGCAAAAGAACAAAAUCUGAUAAAACAGAACCUGGGAGAGAGGACAGCAAAGAAGGAAUGCACUUAAAGGCAAAAAUGGGAAACGUGGCUGUCGCCACAGGUCCGGAACGCAGCUCAGCUUCUCCGUUUCUCUUACACCACCUCAGAUGAUAAAAAGGGUUUGGAGCUUUUCCUUUUUAAAAAUACACAUUACAGCUACAGCUAUUAAUUCAUUUUUUUAAGGAACAACGUUAAUGCCACAGGAAAAAAGGAAGCUCUCGCUUCACUCCCUGCACAUUCUCAUUAUACAUAAAAAUAAGCGCAGCAACAGAUCUAUGUGCUGUUUCCAUUUUUUUUGUUGAUUUUGUUAUCUUGCAAGCAGGCCAAGUUUCCAAGGAAUUUAAAUACAUAUCAGAUUGCAUUUCCAGGAAUACUGUAGUGCAGAACAAAUAAUCCAGACAAUAUAUAAAGUGUUUCAGAAAGCUGCUGUUCGGUGAAGCCACAAAACUCACCAGGUAAAGUUUCAGAGCGUUUUCAGCUUCUGGUGGUUCCUUGUGUAAUUCCUCUCCACUAACAGAACUCCUGUCUGUUCCACUUUCUGUAUCUCAGUUACAGAAGGAAACACAGUAAUAGUCUCUUCUGGACAGGAACUUUUUACCUUUAGCAUGGAAAAAGUAUUUUUGCUUUAUACAUCCAUCUUUAGAAAUAAUUUCAGGUCGUUCAAGUAAGGAGAAAUAUUUUCACUGGAUUUGGAUUCAAUUAUACAGAGAUUGCAAAGUACGUUUAAUUUCUCACCCUAUGCUUUCAGGUUUGACACCCUGCCUCAGCAAGACAAUCAUGUUUCUCAGAAGCACUCUGCUGGGAACUGUCCUUUUCAGCAUCCUCUGGACAGAAACUACUCUGGCUGGCUCCAGUUUUUUAAGCCCUGAAUAUAAAAGAAUACAGCAACAACAGGAUCCCAAAAACCCCACAGCACAAUUGCAUCGUCGGGGCGCAGAAGGCUUCUGGGAUACAGAUGAAGCAGGGGCAGAAGAUGACAGAAACAACAUUGAAAUUAAGUUUAAUGUUCCCUUUGAAAUCAGUGUCAAGAUAACAGAAGCAGAGUACCGAGAAUAUGGACAAGCGCUGGAAAAGAUGCUAAGGGAGAUGUUUGAGGAAAAUGCUAAAGAAACACACAUGAAAAACUGAGGCAAGACGAAGGACGACGACAGCACUAGAUGGCCUGAUUUGGUUUCAAUUUUACUUCAAAAUGAAAUUAUGACUGAUUUCACAACGCUGAAGAAGAAUUAAGUUUGUGACCCCGAGCAGUUUGCCCUGACAGCCUUUGGAAUGGAUGACCCUUUAAGGAAGAACACAGGACCUAGAGCCAAAAAUAAUGAAGGGCAAGGUUAAUCACAGGCUAAUAUGUAGGCUUAUUUUCUUAUUUUAUCUCUUUUCCUUAGUAAAUAUAGUGAUUAUUCUAAAUGGUGUGUUUGAAGGCUAGAUGAAUCCUUUCUAAAACUGGUGGAAACCUCUUCUUACACUUCUGUAGACAUCAAUAUCAGAGAAUAAAGCUUAUGCUCAAACUGCAAUUACUUGUGGGGUUGGGUUUUGUUUGCUUGUUUAAGAGCAGCUCAGACUAGACAGUUCAUGUAAUAAACUACACAGACUCGGUGGACAGGGAUUCAGAUUUCAGUUGCCAAAUUAGCUGCAUUGCCAAGGGAUUUGUUAAUAUAGAUCUUAUCCAGGAAACCAUCUAAUAUCGCUUCCAGUUUAAAAAAAAAAAAAA